UACGCUUUCAGACCAGUCUUCGAUUGUUCUGGAUAGCGACUAUAUUCAACCGAAAUGGAAAUGGACGCCUUGACGACAUGAACGUGUUAAUUGUAGACGUUCGACAAACUAACGAAUACGAUCAAACUAGAAUCAAGAAAAAAAUGCAGGAGGCAUGAUUAAUAUUCCACCCGAACUCAUUCAACCAGGGUAAGUGAAGAUGAGAAGUGAAAAAUUGCAUAACAAAUUUCGAGGAAACUUAACCGAUCUCCAAAAUUCCACAUAUCGUGUGCAAGCAUCUUUCAGCAUUCUGUAAUUAGCUAAAUUUUAAUUUCAGCCUUUUCGCAAAUACGCUAGGGCUUAAAUUGCCACCAGUGACCUGUGUAAUCUGGGAUAAGCGAGAUAGCUUCGACUGCAUUGUCAUUUUGGAUUAUGACACAACAAAGUUUACCUAUGGAUUGUCGAAAUUACACUGACUACGCAUAUUCAUAACUGAGUGGGACUGCAACAGAAGCUACCGGGAGCUCCCAUUUAUCCUAGAUGGCGGUUUAAAAGAGUUCGUUCAAUGUUAUCCUUCAGAAGUAGAGAAUUCUGGUUGUUUGUUCGCUAAGCAAAGCUCGGAGAUCGACGAUUUGUUGGAUAUAGACUCAGUGGAAUAUCCUGGUUCAGCCUCAGGAGGACUUCAUAGAAACCUCAUGGUUGAUUCGGCAUAUUCUAUGGGCAACAUAGCAAAACCUGUAGAGAGGGACUUCUCCGCAGAAGAUGAAGACCAUGAAGUAGCGCUUAAAUUGCGUAAUAUACGUUCAGAAGGGGCAUUGCCGAAAAAUUCGUACUUUGCCAAGGAGCCAGGUGUAUCUAGUGGCACUUACACGAGCAUUUCCGAGCAUCGAUUUCCAAUGGAAUACAACAAAGGAAACAUUAACCCUGCAGCUUCGACGGACUUCAUGAAGCCGCAAGAUAUGUCGGUUGAGGAACGCGAGGCAAUCCGAAAGCUCAUGGAAGGUGACAGAGAAUUGCUGUUGCUAAAAGCCCGCGCAUCAAAACCAACUUAUCUUCCAGAGCAAUGGAAUGAGGGUAACCAAGACUACUCAAGGUCACCUGAUAGACGGAGAGAUAAUUCUCCAGAGCCGAUGGACAAUGCUGUGCCAACUUAUGUCUCUCCACCUCCUUCCUUUGACAGGAGUUUUAAACCUGCUAAAGUCAAAGAACCAGAAAAAGACGUGAAGGGGCGAGGCUUCACGGGAAUCCGAAAUUACAAGAAUUGCUGUUUUAAGAGCGCGAUCUUACAAUGUAUGAAAACCUUGCCGUUCAUAAAAGAGUACUUUGUGAAUACAAACAGGUACUUAACCCUGAAUCGAAGAGUACCUCCGGUAUUCAAUAUAUUGAUGGGCGAGGUAAGAUUUUCCUAGGCAAAACCUAAAUACCAAAGUGCUGCAAUUGUUAUAGCAAGGUUCAACAGAAUUUUGAACUAAUUAAAAUCGAUAGAACCUUAAAAGUUCUCUGUCAUUUCGAUAAGAGAUAGCUGACUUCUCG
This is a messenger RNA of Acanthoscelides obtectus, 1512 nucleotides long. The record is from the annotation of a GenBank genome assembly. NCBI's taxonomy places the organism in Eukaryota, Metazoa, Arthropoda, Insecta, Coleoptera, Chrysomelidae.